AUGUCGCGUGCGAGGGUCUAUUGCCCGCAAAAUGGCGACGACAUCCCAGCCCCCCUGCGGUUUACCUCGCACCAUAACCUGGUCUAUCGCCUGGUCCUCUCGACGCUGACCGGCCGCACUGUGCACAUCUCGCAAAUUCGCUCGUCAUCGCCCACGAAUCCCGGCCUGGCGCCGCACGAGAUUUCUUUCUUGCGUCUGCUCGAAGCUGUGACCAAUGGCUCUCAAAUGGAAAUUUCCUACACCGGUACUAUCCUCGUGUACAAGCCUGGUUUGAUCACCGGCAGCGCGGCUGGUGUCGGCGCCAGCGGCGGCGUGAUUCAACAUGAGCUUCCGUCGAACUGCAAUCGAGGAUUGAGUUACUACUUGAUCCCUCUGUGUCUGCUGGCACCCUUCUCCAAAGCACCCCUGAAGGUCCUGUUCACUGGACCCGGCGUGAUCACCUCCUCGACCCCGACGGGUGACAUGUCCGUCGACAGCGUGCGCACGGCCAUUCUCCCGCUGUACAACCAAUUCGGCAUGUUCAACAACGUCGAGCUCCGCAUCCUGCGACGGUCCAACCCCGGGCCCAACGGCAGAGGUGGUGGCGGUGAGGUCCAGUUUACCUUUGGCCACCAGAUCCGCCUGCCCAAGACCCUGCACUGGAUGAAUCCGGGCCGCAUCAAGCGCGUCCGCGGUGUCGCAUACUCGGUCGGCGUGUCCGGCUCCAACAACGCCCGCAUGAUCGAGUCUGCCCGUGGCAUCCUCAACCCGCUCAGCCCGGAUACCUACAUCUUCUCCGACGUCUCGUCGGCCCCUCUUGUGCCCGCUCCGGACAAGAACAACCCCAACGCGAAGAAAAAGAUCGGCCUCGGCUUUGGUUUGUCCCUCGUUGCCGAGUCCUCCACGGGCUGCCUCUUCUCUGCCGACGUCGCUUCCCCGCCGUCUGGCGGCGAAGCCCCUGAGGACAUUGGGAAGAAGUGCGCCUUCCAACUGCUCGAAACCAUCUCUAAGGGCGGAUGUGUGCCCCCGGCUGCGGUGACCACCAUGCUGACUCUCAUGACUAUGGGCUCGGAAGAUGUGGGCCGUCUGCAGGUCGGUCGUGAGGUCAUCGCCGACCCCAAUAUGAUCCAGCUGGCCCGCGAUCUGGCCAAAUUCGGUGCUCCGGGAUGGGGUAUUCGUGACGCAGCUGGUGAGAACGAGGAUGGCGAUGUCAUUAUCAGCGUUGUUGGUCGUGGAAUCGGCAAUGUCGGCAGGAAGGUUGCUUAA
This is a messenger RNA of Penicillium canariense, 1245 nucleotides long. RefSeq names its product RNA 3'-terminal phosphate cyclase-like protein. NCBI's taxonomy places the organism in Eukaryota, Fungi, Ascomycota, Eurotiomycetes, Eurotiales, Aspergillaceae. Gene Ontology annotation, molecular function: RNA endonuclease activity. Bases 1 to 1245 code for a protein of 414 amino acids. Gene Ontology annotation, cellular component: nucleolus. Gene Ontology annotation, biological process: ribosome biogenesis; endonucleolytic cleavage of tricistronic rRNA transcript (SSU-rRNA, 5.8S rRNA, LSU-rRNA). The transcript has 2 exons. The record is from RefSeq and is a predicted model, not a curated record.